Heterobilharzia americana is the source of this 1509-nucleotide messenger RNA. NCBI's taxonomy places the organism in Eukaryota, Metazoa, Platyhelminthes, Trematoda, Strigeidida, Schistosomatidae. The record is from the annotation of a GenBank genome assembly.
AUGAAUUUCAAAGUCCAACGGCGUUUACUUUUAACUGGUACACCCCUUCAAAACAAUCUAUUGGAACUUGUAUCCUUGUUAUCAUUUGUUAUGCCAGAAAUGUUUCUGAAGAGCACAGACUUGCUGAAACGAAUUUUCCAAAUAUAUUCCAAACCUAUGAAUUCUCGUGGUGAUGAACAGGAAACCGAUAGUGUUUCUGUGAGAAGCAGUUUCGAACAGGAGCGUCUUAUUCAAGCGAAAAACUUACUUCAACCAUUCUGUUUACGGCGAUUAAAAGCACAGGUUCUUGCUCAACUCCCUCCGAAAACCAAUGAAGUGGUUUUAGUACCUAUGACACAAUCCCAGGCAACUCAUUACUAUGAUCUUGUCAAAGCGCUUACGUUCACAACUGAAUGUGAGCACGGCGAUGAAAAUGCUGAUCCAGAUGGUAGUAAUUCUAAAAGCCAACGUGCACCGAAGAAAAAAACUCGUUUGGAUAAUCAUACCACAGUAAAUGGCACGAAGUCAUUUCCAGUUCCUUCAGCUGCUGGAUCUCUCCAAUCACCUUGUAAUAUGAUUACAGCGUUACGCAAGGCAGCAAACCAUCAAACGUUAUUUUCUGGUUUGGCAUAUACGGAGUCGAACCUACGAGAAAUUGCUGAUUCCUUGCAUGUAGAUCCGAGUCAUUCUAAUGCUGAUCCAAAUCUUAUAUACGAAGAUCUUUUAGCAAUGAGUGAUCACCAAAUUCAUAAACUAUGCCAAUUCUAUGAGGUACUAUCACCAUACACUCUACCUCCAGAAUCAAUCGUUUCUGGAUCUGGGAAGAUUGAAUGGUUAAAUAGUAAUCUACCUAAAUUAAUCUCCGAAGGACAUCGUAUUUUAAUUUUUAGUCAAUUUGUUAUUAUGUUGGAUAUCUUAGAAGAAUUUUUGAGAAUAACUAACAGGCGUUAUAUACGUUUGGAUGGGACCACCCCUGUUUCUGAGAGGCAGACUUUAAUUGAUCGUUUUAACAGCUCAUCGAUCGAAGUUUUUCUCUUGUCUACGCGAGCUGGUGGGUUAGGUAUAAAUCUGACUGGUGCUGAUACCGUAAUUAUACAUGAUAUUGACUUCAACCCAUACAACGAUAGACAAGCCGAAGAUCGCUGUCAUCGAUUAGGUCAGAAGAAUCCUGUUCAUGUUAUACGGCUAAUUUCUGAAGGUACAGUAGAGGAGGGUAUGCUGCGUAUAGCAACUGAAAAACUGCAAAUGGAGCGAAACGUAACGGGCUACAUAUCUGAAAAUACAGAACAAGCCGAUGUAUGUGAAGACGAUGCUCGUGUUGGUUCCCGGGGUAGAAAGUCAAAGCCGACUAGCUCAAUAUCAUGUUCCAGUCUGGAUGGUAUGAUAGAACAUGAGAAUGUUUUCAAGGUUCUUGGAAAUUGGAAUUCAACUGUCACAGAUAUCAGUUUAUCCAAUGUCAAUCCUGUAUCUUCUAAUCGUAUUAGUGAACGAGAUGUUCGCUCCCUUCUCUCAGAUGCUUUAAAAGUGUAG